Vombatus ursinus (common wombat) is the source of this 1881-nucleotide messenger RNA. It is a transcript of the gene HOXB5, whose product is annotated as homeobox B5. The transcript has 2 exons. The record is from RefSeq and is a predicted model, not a curated record. Gene Ontology annotation, biological process: anterior/posterior pattern specification; regulation of transcription by RNA polymerase II. Gene Ontology annotation, molecular function: DNA-binding transcription factor activity, RNA polymerase II-specific; RNA polymerase II cis-regulatory region sequence-specific DNA binding. Gene Ontology annotation, cellular component: nucleus. Bases 50 to 853 code for a protein of 267 amino acids. Lineage: Eukaryota; Metazoa; Chordata; Mammalia; Diprotodontia; Vombatidae.
GGGUUAUAACGACCACGAUCCACAAAUCAAGCCCUCCAAAAUAACCCAAAUGAGCUCUUACUUUGUAAACUCGUUCUCGGGGCGCUAUCCAAAUGGCCCGGACUAUCAGUUGCUAAAUUAUGGCAGUAGCAGCUCUUUGAACGGUUCUUACAGGGAUUCUGCUACCAUGCAUACCAGCUCUUACGGCUACAAUUACAAUGGGAUGGAUCUCAGCAUCAACCGCUCCUCAGCCUCCUCCAGCCACUUUGGGGCGGUGGGGGAGACCUCGCGUGCCUUCCCCUCGCCCAGCCAGGAGUCCCGGUUCAGGCAGGCUUCAAGCUGCUCCCUGUCCUCUCCUGAGUCCCUGCCCUGCUCCAACAGCGACAACCACGGAGGCAAGCCCUCUGCCUCGUCCCCCUCUGACCAGGCGACCUCUGCCAGUUCCAACACCAAUUUUACAGAAAUAGACGAGACCAGCGCGUCCUCGGAGCCCGAAGAAGCAAGUCAGUUAAAUAACAGCAGCUUAAGCCGAGCCCAGACAGAACCCAUCGCGACCUCCACAGCGACAACGGAGGGACAGACUCCACAAAUAUUCCCCUGGAUGAGGAAGCUGCACAUUAGCCACGAUAUGACCGGCCCGGAUGGAAAAAGGGCACGGACCGCUUACACUCGCUACCAGACCCUGGAGUUGGAGAAAGAGUUUCACUUCAAUAGGUAUCUCACCCGCCGGCGGAGGAUAGAGAUCGCCCACGCUCUCUGCCUCUCGGAGAGGCAGAUUAAGAUCUGGUUUCAGAACCGCCGGAUGAAAUGGAAGAAAGAUAACAAACUGAAGAGCAUGAGUUUGGCUACGGCCGGCAGCGCCUUCCAGCCUUAAAUUCUGGAGGAGCCCAAACCCACAGUCAAUCCCCCUACCCCCCAGUCCCUCCACACACAGUCAGUCUCCAGGCGCCGGCCUCUUCCUUUCUGUCGCUCUCUGUGGACUUAGAACCGACUCCUAAUGCCGUAGAAGCGAACGCUCCACAGCAUUGCUGUGGCUUGAGAUUUUCCGUUCGGUCUUAGGUCCUCCUGUUCCUUCCCUACCUUCCCACAACCUCUUUGGACUGGUUAUUAUUGUUAUUAUAAUUAAUAAUUAUUAUUAUUUCCCACUCCAAGCCCUCCUCUACCCCAUCAGUGUUUCUGAAUGUUCGUGUCCGUGAUUGCUUCUCCCCCCAAAAAAGGAAAGAAACUCGCAUGUUUAAUGUGAAUUCCCCUCCCCUUUCUGUGUUCUAACUUAUUUAUAAAAGGAGGAUGGAUGCAUUUGCGUUUAUAGCUUGGAAUCUCUGUACUUGAACUGCAGUUGGGUGUAGGUGGGGGCCUGGGAUGGGGAGAGAGACGUUCAGUGGGAACGAAAGGAAAAUAAUCUCAGAUUAACUGCCAAUAUAGGGAAAAAAGAUAUAAUAUAUAUACAUAUAUUUUUCUCCCCAUCUCCCUUUCUCCUCUUCUCAUACAGGUCUGGAUCUCCCUUUUUGCCUAAUCCUGGGUGGGACUGAGGCAGAGGGAUAGGCCUGGGACUGGUCAGAAGGGGAUAUUAAGGUGCAAGUCUCAGUCUCAGCAAAAGAAGCCGGGACCUGAGACUUUGAGGAAGCCAAAAAGGGGGGGGGGGGGAGCGGGAAAGCCUGAUCAAAUGGGAAAUCUAGGUGUGUAUCAGGCCAAUCUUCAAGGCCCCAGGGUGUGUAAAUAUUGGAAUACUUAGGUUCGGAUGCACCCUCUCCCCAGUCCUCCUGCCCCCAAGACCAUUUGUAGUCAGCCGAGUGGAUGCUGUGUUCUGUGUGAAAUCUGUCUUUGCCGGACCGUCUCAGUGAUACGCUUUUUGUAUUUGUUUGUAGCUUUUCUUGAAGUCGAAUAAACAUCUCUCCUACUCCA